Messenger RNA from Penicillium riverlandense, 1701 nucleotides. RefSeq names its product serine hydrolase domain-containing protein. The record is from RefSeq and is a predicted model, not a curated record. The coding region runs from base 1 to 1701 and encodes 566 amino acids. NCBI's taxonomy places the organism in Eukaryota, Fungi, Ascomycota, Eurotiomycetes, Eurotiales, Aspergillaceae. The transcript has 4 exons.
AUGGCUUCUCUCUCCCUGUACCAGCUGCUGCUGGUUCUCUGCGCGGCUCUCACACAUGCCAUCAAUCUCUGUCCCCUCCUGGGACCCAGCUGGCCUGCUGCCACGGGUCUCGCAAAUGAUCCCACCGUCAAAGCUGCGUUGCAGAGCAUCACGACUACCAUCCAGAAUGCCAUCACGGCCGGGAACUUUUCUGGAGAUUCUCUGUCCCUACAGAUCUUUGACACCAGUAGUUCUGAACCGUUGCUCUCGCUCUCAUACACGGCAACUGAUAUCAACACAACCAUUGGCGUGAACAAGGUGGACGAGAAUACCGUCUUCCGCAUUGGCAGCACUUCCAAGCUGUUCACCAUGCUCAUGCUCCUGAUUGAAGACGGGUUCGGUUCUCUGAAUGAUCCCGUUUCGAAGUACAUUCCUGAAAUUAAGGCCGCUGUUAUUGACAUGAAGCGGAAUUCCACGAAAGAAAAUGACGGGAUCGACUUUGUCAAGUGGAAUGAGGUGACGGUAGGAGAGUUGGCGAGUCAUUUGGCGGGUAUCCCGAGAGACUAUGGCCUCCUUGAUCUCACCGAACAGGCUUCUACGCUCGAGGCCCUAGGGUUUCCCGUUCUGCCCUCGGCACAGGUUCCGCCCUGCGGCAUACCGAAUGUCUGCAGCAGAAAGCAGUUCUUCAAUGGGUUGCUCCAGGGUCAUCCCAUCUUCCCCACAUCCACGACACCAAUCUACUCCAAUGCUGCCUUCCAGGUCAUAGGAUAUGUCGUGGAGGCGCUUUCCGGUGAAAUGUUCCAGACGGUCUUGAUGGAAGAUAUUAUCAAGCCACUGAAGUUGACUAACACCUUCUACUCCACGCCCAGCACCAAGCUUGGUGUUAUCCCUAAUACACAGGGCGAUUAUUAUUGGAAUUUCGCCAUGGGCGACGAAACACCUGCCGGCGGCAUUUACUCGUCCGCAAAGGACAUGGCCACCUUUGGCCGUGCCCUUCUCAGCAGUAGUCUGCUGCCCGCGGCAACCACCAGACGAUGGAUGAGGCCUCUCACCCACACCUCAUCACUUGACUACGCCGUCGGAGCGCCCUGGGAGAUCCUAUCAUUUGGCAACGAGCGCCCGAUUGACCUGUACACUAAAUCCGGCGAUAUUGGGACCUACUCCUCUGUGCUAGCUCUAGACCCAGACCACGGUGUCGGCUUCACAGUUCUUGGCGCAGGCGCCAACACGCACGAGUCUCUCGCGCUAGCCGCAGAUCUCAUUUCCGCUAGCCUGCUCCCAGCCCUAGACGUAGCCGCCAAGAACCAGGCCAACUCUCACUUUGCUGGAACAUACGCCCUGUCUACCCUCAACUCCUCUAUCACGAUCACCACAGAUGAUGGACCGGGCCUCGUCGUCUCGAGCUGGGUCAACAAUGGAACGAACAUGCUCAACAGCUACAUGGCCCUGAACGGGAUCACAGAUCCCUCGCAGCUCAGCAUCCGCCUGUAUCCAACUAGUCUCGAGAGUCCGGGUCAGCUUUCUUUCCGAGCUGUUAUUCCGCCGCAGCUGGGGGCUGGCAUUGGGCCAUUUACCUCCUCUUGCAUUACCUGGGUGACCGUUGACGGCGCGGUGUACGGUAAUGUGGGCCUCGAUGAGUUCCUCUUCAAGGUGGAUAAGAAUGGCAAUGCGGUUAGCAUUUCGCCGAGGGCGUUGCGGACUUCUUAUCCAAAGACUAGUUGA